Messenger RNA from Sphenostylis stenocarpa, 202 nucleotides. The record is from the annotation of a GenBank genome assembly. Lineage: Eukaryota; Viridiplantae; Streptophyta; Magnoliopsida; Fabales; Fabaceae.
GCGCAUAGUCAACAAGAGGAUUGAAACCCCUAGAGCGGGGAAAAAGAGACACUACAUGGCAAAGAAUGCUCUACAAAAAGAAAGAAAAAGGGAAAAAAGAAGAGAAAGGAAUAACAAGUUAUCCUUCGGUCACAAGAAGUCCGGCAUGGUACAGCCAAGUACAAACACGGCAGAUCAGAGGGCAUUCGGCGCAACGAGACAC